AUGUCGGCGGACGAAUCCUCUUCCUACGCACCAAAGUCGCCGGAUCUCUCAGCGCUCUUCUCGGCAGCCCCCACGGACCAGCCCCCCGCCCCGCCGCCGUUCUCACUCAGCCAGAGCCAAAACUUUCAUCAGGCCCAUCACAACCAAAACCACCACCAACACCACCACCAGCCGUCCUACUAUCCCCAACCCCAGCCGCACGCCUACAGCGUCAACUCGGCCUACGUGCCACCUCCCACAGCCGUUGUCUCCCCCUCUGCACAUCCGAAUUACACAGAGAAUAUCGCCUACAUUCCGGCGCACCACCGCCCCCAACCCCAGCACCUGCAGCAGCCGCCUCAGCAGCAACGCCAGUUCUCGCAGCUCCCGCAGCAGCUCCCGCCAACCUCCUACCCCAAUCACAUAGGUGCAUACGGGCAUCAGCAUCAGCCUCGAAGCUUUGAGCCGACGCCAUUGUAUGCGCAGCCGCACCACCCAGAGCAGCCAAACCGCCCUCCCGUGACAGCCGAGCUUCACCACCUCCCGCACGCUACCGCUGUACCCGUGGGCGCCCCUCCGCAGCAGGCACUGCACCUCCAGACACAGAUGCCUCCACGCAGGGCAGCAGCGGCCGCGGCCGUCAUCGAAGAACCCAUCAUCGAGCCGUCCCCUGUGCGGACAAAGUUCCCCACGGCCAGAAUAAAGCGGAUCAUGCAGGCCGACGAGGAGGUGGGCAAGGUCGCGCAGCAGACCCCCAUCGCCGUCGGCAAGGCCCUCGAGCUCUUCAUGGUCCAGCUCGUCAGCACGAGCGCCGACAUCGCCAAGGACAAGGGCUCCAAGCGCGUCACGGCGUCCAUGCUCAAGCAGGUCGUGGAGAGGGACGACCAGUGGGACUUCCUCCGCGAGAUCGUCGGCAAGGUGGAGAACGAGAAGGAGGGCAAGCCCAAGCAGACCAAGGGCGAGAGCGAGAGCGACGAGGACGCGUACGAGCCCAAGAAGAAAGGUCGGGGCGGUCGCAAGAAGAAGGGGUCAGUCUAA
This is a messenger RNA of Clonostachys rhizophaga, 1017 nucleotides long. The record is from the annotation of a GenBank genome assembly. NCBI's taxonomy places the organism in Eukaryota, Fungi, Ascomycota, Sordariomycetes, Hypocreales, Bionectriaceae.